Colius striatus (speckled mousebird) is the source of this 726-nucleotide messenger RNA. RefSeq names its product UPF0598 protein C8orf82 homolog. Lineage: Eukaryota; Metazoa; Chordata; Aves; Coliiformes; Coliidae. Bases 1 to 726 code for a protein of 241 amino acids. The record is from RefSeq and is a predicted model, not a curated record. The transcript is spliced from 5 exons.
AUGGUGGCCGAGUACAGCGGGUACUGUGGGAUGGGGAUCAGCACCCGCGUGCGAGAGGGUGCCGAGCCCAUCACCAGCAGCUUCAGGAUGGUGUUCGUGCAGCUGGCCAACGUGGCCGUCACCAAGAUGGACGUGAAUAACCUGGCCACGGUGAUGGCCCCCAACUGCCUGCGCUGCCAGUCGGACGACCCGCAGAUCAUCUUCGAGAACACCCGGAGGAGAUGUCCUUCCUGCGGUUUCCUGGAUGACACCAAAGUGAAGAACUUCAUCACUUGCUUCAAAGACGUGACCUUCCUCACGUUCUUCUUCACGCGGCUGGAGCCGAACCGCAGCGGCCGCUACGAGCGCGAAUUCCCGUUCGUGUCCCGCUGCGGCGCGGAGCGCAACUUCCUGCGCUGCGAGCACAGACCCAUCGUCUUCACCCGCCUCCUGCCCCCGGACGCCUCCUCCUCAGCCUCCUCCUGCUCCCGCCGCGCCGUGCUGUCGUUCUGCGGCGGCGGGGAGCGGCUGGCCGUGCCGUUCCGGCCCGAGGCGCUGGUGAUGCUGCCGGAGAACGGGCGCUUGUACCACCCGGCGCCGGGCCGGGCGGGGGGCGCGGGGCCGGUGCGCUCGGCGCUGGCUCUGGAGUGGGGGGUCCCGCUUGGACGCUGGAGGCUGGUCGCCCACACGGCGUCUGCUCUACCCGCGCUCGCCAGCAGCCGGCACAGCUCCCGCUGCAGCGUGUGA